Caenorhabditis sp. 36 PRJEB53466 is the source of this 1193-nucleotide messenger RNA. NCBI's taxonomy places the organism in Eukaryota, Metazoa, Nematoda, Chromadorea, Rhabditida, Rhabditidae. The record is from the annotation of a GenBank genome assembly.
AUGUCCCGUUCGGCGACCAUUGUCGAGACGAUUGAUACGCGGGAACUCGUGGGCGUCGGCGCGAUCGGCCGCGUCAAAUUUCCGUACUUUCACAUGCUCGACACGGAUUGGAAGCUGGAAUUGUCGGGGGUCUGGUCGGAGGCCGCCGGCGGACACCUCGUUUCGAUGCGAUUUCGGCCCGAAAAACGGGCGGACGACGAUUUGUGGGAGCUGGAAGGCAACGCGCAUUUCCAGAUCGGCGGCCCCUUCAUGGAAACCGCCAAUUUCGAAUUCGGAUUUCAGUUUUCGAAUGCGAAAACUAAAAUUCCGGCGGAGAAUGUGGGCGUUUGGACCGAGAAGGCCGACACGAUCCCCGUGCGGAUUUGGGUGAACGUUACCGUGCAGGUAAAAAUCGGAAAUGCAUUGUUAUGAAAUGUUUAUGUGAAAAAAUCUCAAAAAUGUAUAAAAGUGUCCCAAAGUGUUCCAGGCGGUGCGUUCGAUGGGCAUUCAACUGCGCAGUUUCGUCGAUUUCGACCGGCCACUUCCCAUUUUUUCCGACGCGAUUAUCCGUGUGGGCGGACAGAAAUUCCACGUCAAUCGCAUGGUAAUUUCAAUUAAAAACUGAGAUAUAAGGCUCUCGAAUUUGCAGGUGGUCUCAAUGGCGUCGCCCGUACUUUUCCGCGCAUUUAUACGAAAAGAAGAGCACGGAAUGACGGAAAUAGACGGAAACGAGCUCGCCGAGCUGGCCGCCAUUCAGGAUCCCAGAGAUUUCCGGCGCAUUCUCAACUUUAUCUAUCCGCCGCACAUUCCGCCGAAACAGUGGAUCAAAGGUCCUCGAAAAUUGGUGAAAAAGUAGGCAAACGUCCCGAAAAUUGCAGAAGAAAACGCGGAAAAACAGUUGUCGGACAUUUAUCGCAUUCUCGAGUACGCACGUCUUCUGGAGAUCAACGUGGCGAUGGAGGUGGCCGACGAAUGGAUCGUCAAGUUUACGCGCUUCAAACGAGGAGCCGCCCUUCUUCUCGCUCAGCGAUUCGGCCUCCGAAAGCUUCUGGUCACCUCACUUAGGAUUUUUUAUCACAAAAAUCGAAAUAUAUUUGCAGGGCGCGAAAAUCAGCGAAAUCGGAGCGAUCAAGCACGUGACCGCGUGCAAAGAGUACGCGGAAUUCAGCACGAAAACGAAGGCGCUCAUUUUCGACCAUCUCAUGACACUUUGA